UCUGUUAAAAAACUACAAACAGUUAAAAUCAGCAAAAGUCAUUCCCUACAUAGUGAGGUGUUUUAUGUAUACUAUUUCUAAACACCAAAAUAGUAAACAAUCAAUGAAGACAGAACUCGCCACUAUAGUGCCACAUAUUUUUGGACACCAUGAACAGUGCAGUCCAACUUGGUGUACAUAUGUUAAAGAUCCAACUAAAUUUAGGUAAUUUAUACCAUGACAUUGAUCCCUGGUCUGAUGAAGUGAUCAUUUAAUGUUUCAAUGCUGCAAUAUUUUUUUAACAAGUUCUUAAUUCCUAGAGUUCAGUAAAGUAUAUGUUAAAUUAAAACAAUUGUAGGGCUGUGUGAGCUAUUGUCAUCAUUAUGUAUUAAUCAUGCAUCCAUCUUUGUCUUAGCCCAUCUGAUAACUUUCAAACCUUCUUUCUUCUAAUUAAAGUACAGUGUGAAUUGAAAAUAAACUUUAAUGAUAAGGAUUUAAUUUUUCACAUUUGAUCACAUGUCAUAUUAAUAUUUACUACAGUAACAUGUAGAUGCGUUCAGAACAAAAAAGAUCAUUAGACUGAAUAACAAUUUUACAAUUCUGCUAUUAGUGUAGAAAAAAACCCAGUGGCAGUGCAAUCUCAUUUUCUGUUUGUUUAUAAAUAUUACAGAUUCAAACAUUUACCCAAUGGGAAAGCCCUUUCUGGAGACAAGCUGAGGGAAGAGCUGGACAAGUUGGCACAAAGUUAUAUUGAAAGAGCAGAUAGGCUGUUAAAUCUAGGAUCAACACAGUCAAACGAAAGUUUCAACAACAGUGUUGCUAGUUUUGCCCCAAAAAAACAGGUUUUAUGGAGGAACUAAAUCAUUAAAAGCUAGGGUGUCUUCAGCUGUGAUGCAAAAGAAUGAAGGCUAUGGUUGGUUAAGCAAGGUGAAUAAGAAGUCUCUACUCUCUCCUGGACAUUUGACCAUACUUCAUGGAAUUCGAAAGGAUCGAAGGCGUAAACUGAUUAGGAAAACACAGUCAACUACUAAUUUCAAAAGAAAAAGACUCACAAUAAAGUCCAAGAAAUUGAAAGAUAAUCAGCGAGAAUCAGUAAAAGAGGGAGACACCUAUGGAGGAGAAAUAGAAGUGCAAGAACAUAUUGACACAGAAACUAUUCCAUCGAAGAUGAAGUUUGGAGGAGAAGAAUCAGUAGUAGUUUUUGAUUUAGAAACAACAGGAUUAUCCAGGAAGUCUGAUAUAACUCAGCUGGCAGCAUUUGAUGGAACCACUGUUUUUAAUGAGUAUGUAUCACCUAGGGAAGUUAUUUCACCCAAAUCAUCAGAAAUAACAGAAUUGACUUUUGAUUUUUCUUGUGAUCAGAUGUACCAUCAUGGUAAACCAGUUAAAAGCAGAGACAUUCAGAUUGUACUCCUGGAAUUUAUUGAGUUUAUAAGCAAAAAGAAGAAACCAAUUCUUUUCGGUCACAACAUUGCUUCGUUUGACAUUCCCAUAUUGAUGAACAAACUACGUCAGCACAGUCUUCUUUCAGAAUUCAUGUUACAUAUUUAUGGGUGCAUUGAUACAAUAAAAUUGGCAAGAAGGAAAUUCAAAACUAAAGACAUUGGAAAUCAUAAACAACAAACAUUGGUCACAAAAUUACUUGGCGUAGAAUAUGAUGCUCACAAUGCAUGUGCUGAUGUCACAAGUCUAUUUCAACUUCUUGCGCACUUUGAAUAUUCAGAAAAGGAUGUUUUUCCAUUCAAUUCAGCUUUGCUAACAGAUUCCUACAUUCCCUUGAUAAGGGCCUCACGCAUCACCAAGCUUACAGCAAGAAGAUUAGCACACAGUGGACUUUGUCUGAAACAUCUACAGUUAGCAUUUAACAGAGACAGUGAAAAUGGCCUCAAAUCUAUUUUGUUAGAGCAUGGUUUUAAUGCCAAAACAGUCACAUGUUUUACUAAAUAUUUUACAUGUAUUGAGGAAUAACUUGUUAUUGAUGUAACACACAUGUACCACCAAAUCAUAGAAAGUUACAUUCAGUUGCGUAGGAAAAUUUUAUUGGUUAAUAUUCAGUGAUGGUUAGUUUCUUACAUGCAAUGUAUAAUGUACAGUGUCAUCUUUUUCUAUAGUACUAGUGCUGGACAGGACACAACCUUACUCAUGCUAAAUAUGGAAAAAAAAAUGUGGUAUUAUUGCCAAUGCCACAACUUUCCACAAGAGAACAAAAUGACACACAAAAUAACAACUAUAUGUCACUGUACCACUUUCAACAAUGAGCAAAUUCCAUACCACAAGAUCAGCUAUAAAAAGGCCCCGAAAUGUCAAUGUAAUACAAUUCAAUGGGGGAAAACUGACAGUCUAGUUUAUGUACAAAAACAAUUGAGAAACCAAUGUGUACAUGUAACACAUAAACAAACGUCAACCACUGAAUUACAGGCUCCCGAGUUAGAACAGGCACAUUAACACACAAAAUGUGUCAAAGAAAGUAUA
Molecule: messenger RNA, 2451 nt
Organism: Mytilus trossulus (common blue mussel)
Lineage: Eukaryota; Metazoa; Mollusca; Bivalvia; Mytilida; Mytilidae
Product: protein PML-like
Exons: 5
Coding region: 871-1947 (358 amino acids)
Biological process (GO): DNA catabolic process
Cellular component (GO): cytoplasm
Molecular function (GO): nucleic acid binding; 3'-5'-DNA exonuclease activity
Source: RefSeq, a predicted model, not a curated record